AUGUUUGGAUGGAUCCAUGAAAGCUUUCGACAGCUUGUCAACAGAAAAUAUGGAAGGGAAGUAUGGCUGAAAAUUGUAGAAAUGGCAAAAUUCGAGGAAGGCACAGAAAGCGAAAUCGCUCACUACUACAAUGAUGUUGAAACAAUGAGGCUUGUAAAUUCUAUGGCAAAUAUUAUUGGAAUCCCUGUUGAAGAAGUUUGGGAGGCUUAUGGUGGCUUUCUUAUCCAGUUCACCAUGGAGACAGGAUGGGAUGAACUGUUGCGCGCGAUGGCAAGCGAUCUCGAGGGUUUUCUUGAUUCGCUCGAUUCCUUGCACUAUUUCAUUGACCACGUUGUGUACCAAACAAAAUUACGUGGUCCAUCAUUUCGAUGUGAAGCGCAUCCAGACGGAACGCUACUGCUCCAUUAUUACUCAAAGAGGAGUGGGCUCUACCCUAUCGUUAAAGGUGUGGUUCGAGAAGUAGCCCGUCGUAUAUACGAGACAGAAGUUAUAAUGAAAGUACAAGAGAGAAAGCAAGAGCAUCUAGAUGCAUUUGUAACGGAACAUGUGGUGUUCGUUAUUAGCCAAGUCGAAACUGGGAGUGGACAUCCUCCAAAGGCGAUCUCAAGUAAAAUGGAACAAUUUGACGCAAAUGUAGUGAGUGCAAAUGAAUUUGUUUUUUUAGGUGUAUUUGACAUAAGCUCUGACGAUUUCUCCAUUGCAUUCCCCUAUCACAUAUGCUUUGACAAAGAUCUAUUCGUUGAACAUUUUGGACACUAUAUUCGAAAUGCCUAUCCAAUGGCAAUUCGGCAGGAAACAAGAGUUUCAGAUAUAUUGGAGCUGGUGCAUCCAGAGGUGCCUCUUUCCUAUGAGUCAAUCCUUGCGUUCAAAAACAGUUUAUUUGUUUUUAAAAUGAGAGGGAUUGGGGAUAUAGUUCACCAGAAGAAAGAAGAAGUAAAGCCCAUUCUCCUCAAAGGUAUCUUCUAA
This is a messenger RNA of Strongylus vulgaris, 966 nucleotides long. NCBI's taxonomy places the organism in Eukaryota, Metazoa, Nematoda, Chromadorea, Rhabditida, Strongylidae. The record is from the annotation of a GenBank genome assembly.